Messenger RNA from Pelmatolapia mariae (spotted tilapia), 5210 nucleotides. Its product is annotated as lysophosphatidylcholine acyltransferase 1. The record is from RefSeq and is a predicted model, not a curated record. Gene Ontology annotation, cellular component: endoplasmic reticulum. NCBI's taxonomy places the organism in Eukaryota, Metazoa, Chordata, Actinopteri, Cichliformes, Cichlidae. The transcript has 14 exons. Bases 337 to 1965 code for a protein of 542 amino acids. Gene Ontology annotation, molecular function: lysophosphatidic acid acyltransferase activity; calcium ion binding; 1-acylglycerophosphocholine O-acyltransferase activity.
CGUGAUGCAGGACGAGUGGAACAGCGGCUCCGUUAGCAUCCAAAGCUAGCGGACUGGUUUGAUUGGGGAGCACGGUGUGGAGGAAGGACUCCUGCGAUAUCGGCGACUUCAGACAUCCCCAGCUAAUCCUCGAGCCAGUCAUCAUCCCUCCAUGCUGUCCAAGAAAGGGAGAUAGCGUUAAUAGCCCUGCACUGCCAGCUCAAUUAGCCACUGUCCAAGACAGAUAAGGGACGCUACGUUUUGCGUGAAGAGCCUUCCUUUCAAGCAGAAUCAGUUUUCUGACUGAAGUAUUAAGAAAUACAGCUGCAGCCACGACUAAUAUUACCUCUAUAAAAAAUGAGGUUGCCGACUAACAGACAAUGUGUGAUGGAAGGAGAUGGAAAGAAAAUGGAUCAAGCUCCACCGGUCAGAAACCCUUUUGUGCACGUCUUGAAAUUCACCCCACUGGAAAAAGCAAAGAUUGCGUUAAUGACAGUCACGCUAUUCCCCAUCCGUCUACUCAUAGCUGCAUUCAUGAUGUUGCUGGCCUGGCCUUUUGCCUUCAUUGCCUCAGUGGGGCGCUCCGAGACCACCGUUGAACCCCAGUGCCUCUGGAGAAGACUGGUGGACAUCAUUCUGAGAAUAAUCAUGCGAGUCAUGUGGUUUGCGGGAGGGUUCCAUUGGAUGACUGUGAAAGGGCGAAGGGCAUUGCCUACAGAAGCACCUAUCCUUACCCUGGCACCCCACUCUUCUUACUUUGAUGCUAUCCCAGUCACCAUGACAAUGUCCUCAAUUGUCAUGAAGGCUGAGAGCAAGGAUAUACCUCUCUGGGGAACUUUGAUUAAGUACAUCAGGCCGGUGUUCGUUUCCCGGUCAGACCAGGACUCCAGGAAGAAGACUGUGGAGGAGAUCAAACGCAGAGCCCACUCUGGAGGAGAAUGGCCUCAGAUCAUGAUUUUUCCAGAGGGAACGUGCACCAAUAGAUCCUGCCUAAUCACCUUUAAGCCAGGGGCCUUCAUCCCAGCUGUACCAGUGCAGCCUGUGGUCAUUCGUUACCCUAAUAAACUGGACUCAAUCACAUGGACAUGGCAAGGCCCAGGAGCAUUCCAAAUUUUAUGGCUGACACUCUGCCAGUUACACAAUGAGUUUGUGAUAGAGUUUCUUCCCAUCUAUACACCCUCAGAGGAGGAGAAGAAGAAUCCUGCACUCUUCGCCAUCAAUGUGAGACGUAUCAUGGCUAAAGCCCUGGGGGUACCCAUCACAGAUUAUUCAUUUGAAGACUGCCAGCUGGCCAUGGCAGAAGGCCAGCUGAGGCUGCCAGUCGACACCUGUCUGCUGGAGUUUGCCAAGCUUGUCAGGAGACUGGGAUUGAAACCACAGAACUCCGAGAAGGUUUUGCAGGAGUAUGGGAACAGAGCCAGGAAGCUUGAGGGGCAGAAGCUGGGACUGGAAGACUUUGCACACUUCCUUGAUGUGCCAGUUUCAGAUAUGCUGCGAGACAUGUUUGGUCUUUUUGACGAGCAUGAAGAUAACAGAAUGGAUAUUAGAGAAUAUGUGAUAGCCUUAUCUGUUGUAUGCAGACCUGCCAAAACUCUGGAAACAAUGAAAUUGGCCUUUAAGAUGUUUGAGGCAGAGGAGGAUGGUGCCAUCACAGAAAGCGAGUUAGCAGUUAUACUUAAGACAGCUUUAGGCGUGAGUCACAUCAGCGUGUCACAUCUGUUUACCGCCAUCGACGUGGACGACACAGGGAAGAUCACAUUUGACAAGUUCAGAAACUUUGUGGAGCACCACCAAGACUUUGCUGACGACUACCUGUACACAGAAAACACAGACCUCCACAGUGCUCCCUACAAUGAUCACCAAACCCAACCCAGUCUGUCGACACUGAAAGUGAAAGGAGCCGCCACCAGCAAAACGGCUAAUGGUAUCUGUCCCGAAUUCAGCGACCACGAUGGCACAAUAGAUGGACUCAAGAAACACAACUAAAAGAGUUUAGAGAAAUUGGAUGGGGAAAGCAAACCCCUCUCCUGGUGAGAGGAGUGUUGUGUAAGGGGAGCUGUAAAUUGCUGAAUAAGAAGGGACUAUCUUUCAUUAAUCACAAAUACAAAAAUCAAGUUUACCAUACCCUUUUAUUACCAUUGUAUCCGUGAAAUUUAUGAGAUUUUCAGCCUCUAAAAAGUUUAUUUUGUUACUUUUUUUCCCUCUUCCAUAGUAAGAUUUGUCAGAAUGCCAAACAAUGGCUGUUAGGGUUACAAUACUUGAAUACUUGAAGCGCAGGCACAUAUUAGGAUUUCUAGGGCAAAUUCUUUUCCCUCUAACAGAGUAUGGACUGUCCUUUUGUUUGAUUUUUUUUUUUUUUUUUGGAUUAUUUUUUUAAAUAUAUAAAUGAGGGGAAACUGAACAAAAUGAGCCCCAGUCAUCUGUAUUUGGUUAUCAUUGAUUUGUAACUUUUAUCCAUUUCCUCUCUUUAUGAUAGCUGCCUUUUGAGUAGAAAGUGCAGAAAGGAUGGGCUCAAGUUAAUUUAAGCAGGACUGAGGAUUAAGUGUUGAAAAAGGAAAGCCUGAGGGUACCAGUGACAACUGUUGGACUACUUGAAGUAUUUAGCUUCAAUAGCCACAUUUGAGGUUAACUCGGGUCUCUGCAAGUUUGCAGUGAGCCUGGUGUGUGUGUGGGUGUGGGUGUAUUUGUACAUAAAUACAAUAUUUGAUUUCGCUCAGGGUUCAGAGACAAAAUUGAAAAACUUGUAUGAUGUCACAGUUUUUGGCGUUCAAUGGAUCAUAUGCAUGUACAUUCCACAGUUUGGUCAUUUCUCACCCGCAUAAGUUUUUUUUAUGUUUUAAAAGAAAUUACACUUGGACCAAAAAUGCAUUUGAUGAUUUCACGUCACCUUCUAGGUUUGUACUGUCCUUUUGAGCUAGUUGUGUAAUGUUGAAAAGAGUGGAAAAACAUCACUGUACGUGACCGCUGAAAGCACAUUCAGUUAAGUAGCUUAGUUGGAUAUUUUAAAGGCAAAAGUGUAUUUUCUGCAUUACACUGUUAUCCUUGUAGGACCAUAUUAUUGUCAAUUAAUCUUCCCUAAUAACUUCCAGGAUGGAGUUUGCUCCUUAGUCAUCUGUAACAUUGUGCUUCAUACACCCCAAGGCAUGUUUUAGAUCCAAACACCUUUGCAUUUAAUGACAUUUGAGGGACCAGUCUGUUGUUUGAAAUGUCUGCCUGUAAUUUUACUUUUGGUACUCCCCCCCUCCCUCCCUCCCUCCAGGGGGUCUGAUUUAGUCACUCAGUAAGGGGGUGAGGUUGUGAUUUCAAUUUUAAUGACAGUGAAGGAAUUUAAUACAAAUUAAGUUUAAGGUUAAGUAGUCCCUCAUUUAGUUCUUUGGUCAGAUUUUUUUUUUUUUAAUUUUAUUUUGGAAACAAAUAAAAUGAGGGAUUUUGGGAGAUUAUUUAAAUCACAUUCCCAUCUCAUCUGUGAUCAUGCAUAGUGUAUAUGUAUCCCAUUAUGGCUUUCAGUGAAGCAAUAUUUCACAUCUCUUAAGCCUUCUCAAGAUGUAUGCUUUUGAAGAGUUCUUAUAUGUAUUUUGAAUAUUCCAAAUGCAGGACAUUUUGUGAAUUUUUGAUAUACGUAUAUGACUGAUUUUUAUUUUCACUGCCAUGACAAAGAUCUGUGAUCUUCUCUGCAGAUUUUAUUGAUGACAAAUGAGCCACAUUUUAUUUUUCUUUGUGUAAUAAUGCAGUUGUUUUUGUGCUGUAUUCCUCCUACACUAUGAAAGGUUUAUUGCUAUAUUAUUACUAUUCGUGAUGAUAGCCUUGAAUCUGUAGAAUUUUUAUGCGAAAAUCAAGAAUGUAUAGACAAUCUUGUCACAAUCGGAAGCCACUCGGCACUGAUCUCCAGUGGACAUUUUCCUAAGGAAUUAAGGUUUCAAAGGUUUUGUUUUCUGUCUUUUUCAUUCCCCCCCCCCCCCCCCCCCCCCCCCCCCUGUUUUACUAAUGUGUGAUGUGUGCAGGUUGAACUAAGUAAAGUGUGAGUGUGUACAUAUGUCGAGCCCUGAGGUGAAGAACCGCCACAUGACGGGCCACAUCAUACAGACACUCCAGACUGCACACAUGUCAUGACAAUCUUUUGGUAUUGUCUCCAUACUUUGUCUUUUGAAGUUUUAUCAAUUUGUGCUUGCACUUUAGUAGCUUUUUCUUCUUAAAUAUUUCACAUUGCUCUAAAGCAUGUUGCAUUUGUAGACAACAGUAUUGUAGGUCAUUUUAAUGUGAUUCUUUUUUCUCAUGUAUUUGUUACAGUAAAGGGAGCACAGAGAAAAGUAUAGAUCACAAAGAAAGCUGCCCCCCCUUCCCUUUUUAGCCCUACUUUUCUGCAAGAUCUCAGGAUUGUGGAAAUUUUGUAGCCUGAAAUUGAAUUUGUGAACUUCUAGGACUUGGCAUCAGUGUAAAGAUUUGAAUGACUUAAACCUGUUUGCACCGUGAAAUGGAUAAGUAUUAAAUGUACUUCUUAGUGAUGUGAUUUUUCUAAUGCAUAGUUAACAGUUCACUCUGUAUGUUUGAAACCAUACUGUUUUGUAUAUAAAUGGGGAAUCUUAUUUUGAAUUACGGCUGAAACAGGAAGUCAAUAUUUCAGCACCUGACAGAGAAUGCGAUUUAUUGAGCCACAGUAACCCCUCCUGCAGUUUUAUUUUAAAUGGAAAGCUCCACUGGACGGUCAGAGGAUGAUGAUGUACUAUGAUAUGUAUUCAAGUCAAAGAUGUGCUUUUUAUAUAGUCAGUAUUUAUAUUCAGAACAAUUCUGCAUUGGGGCUAUAUGAAAAUACUAUUUCAAUUUCCUUUCAUGACUUUUUUUGUCUCUCUCCACUCACAUAUUUUCAUUUCAGGUACCUCAGUAGAGGCAGUUUUUUUUCCUGACUUUGUAUCAGUCUGAGAAAAUGUAAACCUAUGAGAGAACUUGUAUGCUAUUACUGCCUGCUUAAACAGUUUAUCCAACAGUGAGCCUAAGACGAAAGACUUGUGUACUCUGAAAGAGCGAUAUUAUCUUUCUGAUGGCUCACUGUAUAUGGACCAUGAAACUGAACUACUUUUCUCCUGUAGCUUUACUUCAAACUUUUUUCUGAAUAAGUUUUUGUUUUUAUUUUGUUAAUGCAUUUUGAUGAUUGAGAGUUUUGAAUUUGUUCAGGACUGCUAUGAUAUAACUUGUUAAUGUGACUCGCCGAUGGAAUUAAAGAAGCAUCAACACUC